Molecule: messenger RNA, 1488 nt
Organism: Mercurialis annua (annual mercury)
Lineage: Eukaryota; Viridiplantae; Streptophyta; Magnoliopsida; Malpighiales; Euphorbiaceae
Exons: 5
Coding region: 197-1120 (307 amino acids)
Biological process (GO): ribosomal small subunit biogenesis
Source: RefSeq, a predicted model, not a curated record
AAAACCACUAAACGAUGUCGUAUUCCAAGACGCUGUUCUCACUUUUCUUCCACUUGGAACAUAUUAAGCCGCUUACAGAAAUUGCACGAAGUUCCAUAAUUUUCUCUCAAAUCUGCAAACUUUCGAGCUUCCAUUAUACUAGGAUAUAAAGGAAAAGAAAGAGAAGAUAAGAAGAAGGGAAGCCCAGUUGUGAAGUAUGGAUUUGGUUUCAUGUUGGUAUAUGGGAAUUCCUACAACUUCAAUUCCACCCCCCACCAAAUUCACCUACUCUUCUUCUCCCUUCAACCUUAACUUCACAUUUCCGGUUCAUUCUAUUUCAGUCAAAUCCUUUACUCUUUAUGCCAAGAAGACAAAUUCACAGCCUGAACCACUACUUAAACCAACCCUAACUGAAGAAUUAUCAUUGCACAAUGAUGAUGAAGAAGACGAGCAGCUUCUUCUUGAUGACCUGGAUGAAGAGGCAUUGAUUGAUGGAGAAGAUGAGGAUAUUGAAGAUGACUAUCUGGAUGAUGAAGCAGAACUAUAUGUUGGAGAUGGAAGCGGAGGAGGUGGAAUUUCCCUGGCUGGGACAGGGUGGGACAAAGAAGUGCUAAGAAUAGCUGAAGAAGUUUGUAACUCGUUUGAUGGCGAGCUCAAAAUGUAUGCCUUUAGGACAUUGCUAAACUCCGCCGUUCAAGUGCGCAUUGAAAGGCUUACAAAUAAGUCUGGCUCUCCUAGUAUGGAAGAUAUUGAAGCCUUCUCUACAGCCUAUAGAACACGGCUGGAUGAAGCUGAGCUUGCUAAAACAAUACCAAAUAAUCUAUCUUUGGAGGUAUCUUCUCCUGGUGUUGAACGAGUUGUUCGAGUUCCAGACGAGCUAGAUCGGUUCAAGGACCGAUCUAUGUAUGUAAAGUAUGUCGGUGAAGUAUCCGGAACAGAGUCAUCUUCAGAAAGUGAUGGUGUUUUCAGGCUCAUUUCAUACGACAUUGAAACAGAAUGUUGCACUUGGGGUCUGGCAGAUGUGAGGAUAAAUAGAGAAAAGGCUGGGAAGGGAAGACCACUUAACAAAAAGCAAAGAGAGUGGCGCUUGAACACACCCUUUAAUUCCCUGCGAUUGGUCCGAAUAUACUCAGAAAUUUAAGUAUUACCCUCUGCUCAGGCAAACUUCUAGAAUCCUUCAGGUGUACUAUUCUAUGUUGCACGGAAACUUAUGGGGUUAUACAUUUCAGAUCCAGAAAGGCUUCUGAAAUUCCGAAACAUCAUCUCUAUAGGUAAAGCUAUCUCAAGAGUCAAGGGUGUAGUUCUCAUUUAUGCACCUGUCUGAUAACUCCAAUAUGUACCAUAGAUAUAUGUACAUGUUUCAAUAAUUUUUGAUAUUAAAUUUCUGAAGAAUCAAAUGUUUGAUGAAGUGAGGGAAGAAAAUGGACAACCAUGCACAAUUGGUGAAUUACAUUUUGGAACAUAUCUAUGCUAUAAGAGCUUGGUAUCCUUCCGAUUAGCCGGAAUAAA